ACCGGAAGUAGUAGUAAAUGUUUGUUAUGAUUGCUGUCAGCUGCCUUCUAUUCACAUGAUUACAAUACGUUCACCGGCCAGCUUUUCGAUAUAUAUUUAACAUAAAUGCGUUAAAGUUAUGUGUACUUAUACUUUAUAACGCACAGGUCAUGUGUGUGCUCCUCUAGUUUGAUCAGAGUUCGGAGGAUAAUAUUAUUGCUCUUUUAGCAUUUAGUUUCCGGUUAGCAGCUAGCUAUUGAAAUGCUAUUUUACCAAUGAAUAUCGUGUUUAUAGUUUGUAAACAUGGACAGGAUCAUUAAAGACGUCGGUGAUAUCCAGUCUCGACUGUUUGACCACAGACCCAUUGUCAAUGCAGAGAUCCGAUACUUUGUCAAAGAGUUCGAGGAGAAAAGAGGACAAAGGGAGAGCAGACUGCUGGAGAACCUCCACAAAAUGGUGCACGAAACAAACGAGAAAAUGCUUCCUGAAAAUUUGGAAGGCAUGAAGCAGCAGUUGUCUGACGUCAUUAGUCGAUUGGAGGCUGCUAAUCACAUGGCAAAAAGAAUCCAGCAGAGGGAGCUUAAAGCAGAGCAGAGUGUCCAACUCCAGGAAAACAUGGAGCAUAUGAAAGAAGAGUGGGCAGACUUUCUGAAAGAGCAGCAGAGGCUAAAGGAAGAAGUGGAAGAAGAACAUGCCAAGGCUGUGGGACAACUCAGCACUCAUUACAGUGAGAAAAAGAAGGAUCUGGAUAAGUUAUUAUUAGAUGUUUAGCAAUGCAAUUUGAUCCACACAAACCUUAAUUGUCAGUCCAGCAUUAUCAGAAAAACAAAGAUCUUUUUAAAGUUGUCCACAUUUUUUUUUUUUUUUUUUUACUAUCAUGUAAUUAUAUUUAAUUUAAAUUAAAAUGGCGGGUUAAAACGUUUUUUAAAUCUGGGGGGAAAUCACUUCCACAAAAUUGGCAUGCUUAAUCCAAAGGAUUGCAGUAUAUUUUUGAUAAUAGAAUUGUAUUUUUAAGUUUACUAGCAUAAGAUGACAUUUAAGUUGAUGAAAAUGUAAGUCACCAACCUCGCCACUAGGGGAUGCAAGUACACUGUUAAUGUGUGUGUGUGUGUGUCCUUGACAGGGUAAUAGAUUAAAUGAGACUAUCCAGAUGUGUGGUAAUCUUCUGCACACCUACAUGUAACACAGACACAUGAAGGAUUUUGUACUUCUAGAAGUUUCCAUAUUUUGCACUAAAAGUGUUUGAUGGAGGCAGACCUCCAAAUAAAUUAGAAUAAAGCUGCUCAGGUGCAAGCUCCCCCCACCCCUCUACUUGGCUCAUGGCUCCUUAAACUCUCAUGCAAGGUCACGCUUUGUUUCCUUUGUGUGUGUAUAUAUAUAUAUAUAUAUAUAUAUAUAUAUAUAUAUGUAUGUGUGUGUGUGUGUGGUAAAGAGUCAGGAAUGGCAGAAGGUGGUAGUCUAGGUGUCAGGAGAUCAAAGAGGGCAUGGCCACGCCAGCAGAUGUUCGCAGGAAAAGGGCCAACCCUAAUUUGCUCUGUGCGCACUUCACUGAGGUGUAUGUGUGGCGGUGCAGCUGUCCAAGGUGGAGACAGCUCAUCAUCGCCUAAUAAGCAGUGACAAGACGGAAACAUGGCUGCCCUCUGCCAGCUAGGCACCUUUUUCAUCUGCCCUUGUUUAUUUUUUGGUUUGACUGGAAAGCAAGAAAAACAGGGCCUGUGAAAGGUCACAUCCACAAGUGGAGAAAGACGAGGGCGAGGUUUCUUCUUAGGACUGACGUGACAAUGUUCACCACUCGCUUUUCUAAUGAAUUUGAACUCGAGCUGGAUGCUGGCGCAUUAAGACCACCUUCCUAUACCUACUUAUUUAUCUACCACGGACCUUUCAUCUUUCCAUAUCAAACCUGCUAAUUUACACAAUAAUCCUUCCUUUAUUGCCAUUAACUGACUGGUAGAAAUUAUUAAUGAAUUGAAUAUUGUCGGAGCUAGUGCAUAAAAACUGUUUACGUCCCCGAAAUACAAUUUCUAACAUUGAGACAUGAGUUAAAACCCACAUAGUCACCUUCACACUCUUAAUCGAAUAUACUAAUAUAGUAAUGUUGCCUGAUGCUAAGCCAAUCAGUGGCCAUGAUCCUGAACAGCACUCUCUGACUGGUUUGGUCUUAGUCUCUAGUGACCACUACUUUAGUAUUGCUGUUUUUAGGUAAGUUUGCCAAUGUUAUGCCUAAAAAUGUUUAGUAGAGGUCAUAAAUACGGAAUCUAGCAAAUGCGGAAAGGGGUGACUACCUAACUACCAUAAGCACUAUGUGGUUGUUUAAGGCCACAAUCAAUCACAUUAUUAUGGCAUACAGAUUUUGGAUAUAUAUUUUUUUCUUUUUUAAUGCUUUAGUUUUAAAAUAUGUCAAAGUUCAAUACAAUUAUUGUUUGAAUCCGAUUAGGAAUUAGGAUGCUACUUACACCCCUGUUAGAAAAUACAAAAUAGUUAAUUCCUCUUAAGAAACCUAGCAUUGAACACUUCAACACAGACUGCAUAAUGUCAUCAAAGCUCACAUUCGCACCAACAUUUGGGAACAAGGAUGAGGUAAUAUGAGAAAGAGAAAAAAACAUGUAUUUUUGUGGCAACAGACAGUUUUUGUGUAAAUAUUUUGCAUCUCAUAUCACAUAAUUGUGAUGCGUUCAAGGACUUUUAUCACUCAUUUUGUAAGACGUGAGGUAGGCUAAACCCCCCAAUAGAUGCACUACUACUACUACAGAAUUAUGACCGGUUGUAUGAUUAAGUCACAAAUCCUGGGGACGUAUAAGCUGCAUGCAAAAACAUGACAAAGGUAAAAUACAUGUGUUAAUAAAAAUUUAGUUUCAACCAUCUUAAGUCAAUUAGUUUUUAGUGCUUAUGAACAUACCGUGUGUGUGUGUGUGUGUGUGUGUGUGUGUGUGUGUGUGUGUGUGUGUGUGUGUGUGUGUGUGUGUGUGUGUGUGUGUGUGUGUGUGUGUGUGUGUGUGUGUGUGUGUGUGUGUGUGUGUGUGUGUGUGUGUGUGUGUGUGUGUGUGUGUGUGUGUGAAAAAAAAGAUAUUAAAGACCAAAAUGGGGCCACAAAAAGCUCCUGUAACACCAUCUAGCCUCAUACCUAUACAUUUUGUAAAUCUAUGCCUCCAGACCCAUCUACAGCUAACAACCUACAUGUGUGUAUCUUUAUACGCAUCUACUGUACCUACCUCCUAACAUUUCUGCUUCCAGCUCGCAUACUAAUAUAGUGGUGGCGUCAGUCAAAACACUCUCAUUGUUAACAAGUGAGCAGUGUGUUGUAGUUCCUGUUCGUCGGGGACACGAACGCCAUAAAGUUGCGGUGCUGCGUGCCAACAUAAAUGCUAAAUAAAGGAAAGUGUGCAGCAGUCUGGAGCCGUAGAAGAUAAGGGGACUGCAACCAUUCAGCUUUGAAAUACCUGAUACAAAGCCUUUUUAAAACAGUUUGUGGCGUCAUAAUGUACCCGCUUUGUCACGCUUGCUUUUCACUCUUAUGACUCCAACUUUGGGAACUACCACCAACAAACUUCAACGUUGUGCUGUAUCCUCCUUCAAAGUCUCAAUUAUAGCAAACUAAUGUGAGAUCGGAACGUCCUUAAAGAAACAAAAAUUCCCAAGGAGCGCUAAAGUUUCAACCAAACUUUGCAUUUUCUCCGCAGCCUCUGUGAUCACUUUUCACUGGGGUGGACAAAUGAGAAAAAGCAGGUCUUCAGGACACAAGUUGAGUGCGGGAAGAAUGGGACGUGAGCUAUUUGAUUCACCCCAGCUUUCCUGGCAGCUUAUGAGAACUCUCAGCCUAUUUUUUCCCCCCUAUUGUGCUGCAAGAUGGGCCCCUGUUACUCAAUUACGGAGGGUCCCGAAUGAAAAUGCCAGCGAACAAAAGCCUUUGCUUCCAAGUUAAUAAGCCCAGCAUAACAACACUCCAGGGUAGCACUGAUGCUUCCUGGGUGGAUGGCAAUGCAGGUGCUGAUAUGAAUUCUUUGGCUCUGGAGAAUGUUCCCCCCCUGUGGUCUCUAAAUGGGAGACUGAUCUCCAAGCGGCAGUAACACUCAUUAAGAAAUUGAUAUUUCUCAGAGGGUAUUUAGCAGCCCUGUCGGACAGUAUAGCCAAGAAAAUGAGCACUGGGUGGCACAUAAAGCAAAGAAAUUAAAUGUAAUAAAUGGGCCAACGACACAAAUUAUUCAUGCUGUUUAUUUUGCCCGCGCAUGCUCCUUUACAUACACCGUGGAUGGCUACCUGAAUGUCUGCACGGGUCGUUGUACGGUCAGUGAUCAGGGCAAUGCGUACGUCAGUGCAAAUAUAGGAUAGGUCGGGGGUCAGCAACCCGCGGCUCUCGAGCCACAUGCGGCUCUCGAGCCACAUGCGGCUCUUUAGCGGCGCCCUGGUGGCUCCAUGGAGCUUUUUCGAAAAUGUAUGGAAAUCGGGUGAAAAGUUUCUGUAGUUUCUGUAGGAGGACAAACAUGACACACACCAUCCUAAUUGUUAGAAAGCCCACUGUUUAAUAGGUUUGUGUUUAUGCUUCACUGAUGAGAGUAUUUGGCGAGCGCAAUUUUGUCCUACUAAUUUCAGCGGCUCUUGAACUCACCGUUGUGUGUGUGGCCUGUGUCCUCAGCAGUUUGUUUACAUGUACAACUUUCUCCAACGCUGCCACAGAGACGUGUUUUAUGCCACUCCUUUGUCUCAUUUUGACCACCAAACAUUUUAUGCUGAGGUUGAAUUGACAAAGGUGAGCUUUGUUGAUGUGAUUGACUUGUUGGAGUGCUAAUCAGACAUAUUUGGUCAAUGCAUGACUGCAGGCUAAUUGAUACUAACAUGCUAUUUAGGCAUAUUACAUCAUUAUGCCUCAUUUGUAGGUAUAUUUGGUCUCAUUUAAUUUAUUUUACUUAUGUUAAGUUUAUUUUUCCAUGUUUCAUGACACAUUAUCUGUUUGUACAAACCCUGUUUCCAUAUGAGUUGGGAAAUUGUGUUAGAUGUAAAUAUAAACGGAAUACAAUGAUUUGCAAAUCAUUUUCAACCCAUAUUCAUUUGAAUAUGCUACAAAGACAACACAUUUGAUGUUUAAACUGAUCAACUUUUUUUUUUUUUGCAAAUCAUUAACUUUAGAAGGUAUUCGGAGUGGAAUGUUCAAAAUGAACAUGCAACAUUUGUGAUGUUUAAACUGUGUUUUUACAUAAUUAGCAGACUAAAUACAAUCGGAUAUGGUCUAAGGCAGGGGUCACCAACCUUUUUGAAACCAAGAGAUACUUCUUGAGUACUGAUUAAUGCGAAGGGCUACCAGUUUGAUACACACUUAAAUAAAUUGCCAGAAAUAGCCAAUUUGCUCAAUCUACCUUUUAAUAAAUAAAUCUAUAUAUAUAAAAAGAAAGGGUAUUUCUGUCUGCCGUUCCGCCGUACAUUUUUUUUUCCUUUUACGGAAGGUUUUUUGUAGAGAAUAAAUGAUGAAAAAAACACUUAAUAGAACGGUUUAAAAGAGGAGAAAACGGGGAAAAAACUAAAAUAAAAUUUUGAAACAUAGUUUAUCUUCAAUUUCGACUCUUUUAAAAUUCAACCGAAAAAAAGAGGAGAAAAACUCGUUAAUUCGAAUCUUUUUGAAAAUUUAAAAAAAUAAUUCAUGGAACAUCAUUAGUAAUUUUUCCUGAUUAAGAUUCAUUUUAGAAUUUUGAUGACAUGUUUUAAAUAGGUUUAAAUCCAAUCUGCACUUUGUUGGAGUAUAUAACAAAUUGGACCAAGCUAUAUUUCAAACAAAAACAAAAAUUUUAAAAGAAAUUAAAGACUUUGAAAUAAAAUUUAGAUUUGAUUCUACAGAUUUUCUAGAUUUGCCAGAAUAUUUUUGGGGAAUUUUAAUCAUAAGUUUGAAGGAAUAUUUCACAAAUAUUCUUCGUCGAAAAAACAGAAGCUAAAAUGAAGAAUUAAAUUAAAAUGUAUUUAUUAUUCUUUACUAUAAAAAAAGAAACUUAAACAUUGAUUUAAAUUGUCAGGAAAGAAGAGGAAAGAAUUUAAAAGAUAAAAAAGUAUAUGUGUUUAAAAGUCCUAAAAUAAUUUUUAAAAUUGUAUUUUUUCUCUAAAGUUAUCUUUCUGAAAGUUAUAAGAAGCAAAGUAAAAAAAAUCAAUUAAUUUAUUUAAACAAGUGAAGACCAAGUCUUUAAAAAAAUUUUAUUGGAUUUUAAAAUUCUAUUUGAGUUUUGUCUCUCUUAGAAUUAAAAAUGUCGAGCAAAGCGAGACCAGCUUGCAAGUAAAUGAAUAAAAUUUAAAAAAAAGAGGCAGCUCACUGGUAAGUGCUGCUAUUUGAGCUAUUUUUGGAACAGGCCAGCGGGCGACUCAUCUGGUCCUUACGGGCGACCUGGUGCCCGCGGGCACCGCGUUGGUGACCCCUGGUCUAAGGAUACAAUGAAACAUAAUUAAGCAUAUAAAGUCAACUUAUUUUUCCACUCUACUGGUACUUUAAGAAAACGAACAACAUAAACAACAUUAAAUAAACACAGAGCUGAUGCAACCAGCUACCGCUUCAGUGGGGCCAUUUCUACAUACAGCUCUAAAAGUUAAACGACAAAAAAAGCAAGUAAUUAGCAAUAAAUAGUGCAUAUUGCGCACAUGCGAUCGCACCAUUCGUAGACAAACAACAAAACAAAAGAUGAGUAAGGAGACCUCGACUGGUGUGCUUGCUGGCAAAUUUCACUGACUGGACUUCAGGUAAAACUGUAACAGAAUUUGAGCAAAGAAAUGACAUGCAUUCAAAUAAAACAUUAAAGAAUGGUCCUGUUUGACAUUCUGACAAUAACAUUCAAUUUGUGUUGAAAUAUUGGGGUCUUAAGUGUAUUAAAAAUAUGCAAAUGAGUAGCUGUAAUUAACCCAAAUACAAAAGUGUGAUUAAUUUGAUCCAAAUAAUUUGACAGCAUUAAUUGUAACGUAAUACAAUUCUGUGUGACACGUCGACAGAAAAGGUUUACAUUUAUUUGCCAUUUUAUUUAUUGACACAAUGUAAGCCAUUAAAUUGUUGACAUUGA
Molecule: messenger RNA, 7001 nt
Organism: Nerophis ophidion (straightnose pipefish)
Lineage: Eukaryota; Metazoa; Chordata; Actinopteri; Syngnathiformes; Syngnathidae
Gene: bloc1s5
Product: biogenesis of lysosomal organelles complex-1, subunit 5, muted
Exons: 5
Coding region: 283-750 (155 amino acids)
Cellular component (GO): transport vesicle; BLOC-1 complex
Source: RefSeq, a predicted model, not a curated record